AAUCGAGGCAGGAUUCCUUUCUCUUCCGUUUGGUCUCGGCUUACCCUCUGCGACACGAACAUGGAAGUGUGUGUAGAUUCAGUGAUAUCUGCGAUUAAUGCCGAAAAAGGAGGUGCAUCCAGACUUGAACUGUGUUCGAAUCUCAUGGAGGGAGGAACUACGCCUACGAUAGGCAUGCUUCAAGUAGUUAAAUCAAAAGUGAAGAUACCUGUGUUUGUGAUGAUUAGACCAAGAGGGGGAGAUUUCCUGUACACUGAGGAAGAAGUGGAGGUUAUGAAACAUGAUAUCCAUGCAUUGAAGGAGAAUGGCGCUGACGGCUUUGUUUUUGGGUUUCUUCAAGAGGAUGGCUCUGUUGAUUCUGACCGUUGCAAAACAUUCAUAGAGUUGAUUUCACCUUUGCCAGUUACAUUUCACAGAGCUAUUGAUAUGUGCAAUAAUAUGAUGGUUGCACUGCGCACCCUUAUAGAUCUCAAAUUUGACCGCGUUUUGACCAGUGGAGGAGCAGCCAAUGCUCUUGAUGGAGCAGCUAUGAUUGAUAAAAUGAUAACUGAAGCACGAGGAAAUAUCAUUGUUGUGCCUGGAGGUGGUAUUAAUGAGGACAACCUGGAGCGCAUCUUGCAGAUUGGUGCAAAAGAAUUCCACUGUUCUGCACGCAUCUUCCAAGAGUCUAACAUGUUGCAGCAGAAGUCCGGCAUAACUCUGGGUGGCUCCCUGUCACCACCUGAAUAUGGUCAUCGUAUUGCCAGUCUUAUGAAAGUAAACAACAUGAUGAACAUUGCCUCAAUGUGCUGGGAAAGUCUUAAUAAAUAAAGAUCUGUUUCAUACCUCCUUUCUGCUGCCACUUUAUAUGAUCUCAUUGCUUGGAGUAAUUGAAACUCACUUUCAUCCUGACAUUCCUGAUUGCUAUUGCUAAUUGUUUUUUUUUUUUUGUUUUUUUUUUUUGCAACAUGAUUUUACAAGAUUGCUGCAGCCUUUGUCAAUAAUUUUUCACUUGCAUUUAGGCAGAAGUAGAGAGAUUGUUUAAUAAAAUAAAAAUCAAUUUUAAUUCAUGCUUACUGCUCAUAGCAUACACCUUUUCCUUUUUUUUCAAAUUGUUGGUGACAAUCAUACUAUGUGACAUGACAAGAGCAGCUAAAAAGUUAAAAUAUUCUCUGUGUCAAGAUAUACUAACAUCAUGGCUUGAGAUGCUGCCAUUGAUGUAACUAUUAAAAAAUUACAAAUAGUUUGAUGAAAUCUAUAACAUUAUAAUCAUGAAAUAUUGCCGGGAUUUGAGAAAGAUGUAACCACCUGUUUUCAAAGAAAUGACAGGUGAAAAACUUUAUUGCUUCAUCUCCUUGACUUAUACAGACCAUCCAUGUCUGACCACACAUCCAAAGCUGGUUUUCCUAAUCAAGUGUUUUCACAAUCAGCAUCUGUACCAAGCUUUAUCAUGAUUGAUUGAUAAUUGUUGUGUUUAGUGCCCAGUCAUGCAUUUUCUCACUGCUACAUUGCUGUCAUCGAGCGUGCAAAGGUUGUUCUGAAUCAUUCUUUAACAGAGAGUUUGCACUUAAGUUUCGGCAUGACUGGAGCAGAUGUAUGACCUAUAAUCAGCACUUAGCAUGUUCAGUAGUAGCUAAAUAAUGCUUAGUCCUACAGAAGGUUUCAUUAAACAUAUCUCCGCUGUUUUAUUUAAAAGAUAAAUGCUAGCAAACCUGUGUGUUUUUCAUACUUAAGAUGGGUAUCACAACCUAGUCCUGACAAAUGACAGUGCCUUGAAGUUUUUUGAUGUUUUGUGUAAUUGUUGAUAAUAUUUGCACAUUCAUGACUUAAGUUUGUCCAUUUCUCAUUUGCUAUUUAUAGAAGUGCCAAAUAGAUGAGAAAUGCACCUUAUUAAUGUACUGGUUUCUUUUUCUUUUAGUGAAUACUUUUGAAAUCUGUAUUCUUAGGGAUAUUUUGAUAUGAUAUACAUGAAGGUAUUUUUGUAACAGUAUGUAAUUUGUCUCAAGUUUACAGCUGCCUAGUUCCUUUGCUGCCAAAUGCAUAACAGACAAAUCUAUGUCAAGUUACAGUACGUCUUCUGUUAUAUAGAAAUGUUGCUGGAUAAGUAGUCAGUAACAGUCCUCAGGGUCUCCUAAUUAAGAUUCGUUCAUCUCAUGUAUGGCCUUAAGUUAAAUGGAUAUAAAACUGUGAUAAGCUUCCACAUCCAAAAGAACUGGUUGUCAGGGAUACUGUAUUAGCAGUAUCAUGCCUUUGUUUCAUGAGAUAAAAGUAGAGCAAACCUUAUUUUUGUGUGUGUCCUUGGUGCAUGUGUUUGUGGUUAAGUAGACUCCUUGGUGCUUAUUUAAGUGCUUACUAAUGGUGUAGACUUACUUAUUUCAAAAGAAGCAGCCUUAAAGUUAUCAAUAAUUUGCUUAUGUAUUGGUAAAGACCACUGACUUGUGAUUCUUAUUAUCAGUGAAACUAGGUUAAAGAUUGUGUUUUCCUUUUUCACUGGCAGGCAUCAUGCUAGUGAAGAGGUCAGAAGGUGAGCUGUGCUUUUUCGCUUAUUGAGAUUGUCUGCCCAUUGAAAGACUGCCUCCCUCUAGAUUUAGCCCGAUUACUGAUCCAUAUAUAUAUAGAGUGUGAAGUAUGUGUGUCUUCAUGUAGGCAAGAUUUUAUAUUGAGUGCCAUGCAACAGAUUUUUAUAUAUAUAUAUGUCCUGAAGAUCUUGUUAGGAUCUGCCUCCUAUGUUUACACUGCAGGUAUUUUGUGGAUCUUCCUUUUGAAGGGCUAUGGCUACCUGGAAUAGUGGCAGAUAUUGUGGUCUGUUCUCCAUUUUUAUCUUUCUUUUAUUGGAUACUUGCCACUCAGUUUGUGGAAUUGUAUAAUUUGAUAAAGCCUGGAGUGAUAUCCCCUAGAUUUUACAUUAUGAGCUGAUAGUUGACAGGCUUAUCCUACAAAGCAAAAAUUUUAAUUCAAAAUGUUAUUUCAGGAUAUAAAAUUGUGCAGAAUCAUAUUUCACAUUUCUUUCUUAAUGUUAACUUGUAUUUUUCUGUUUUAGUAAUCAUGGUUAUUCUGGUUGAGGCCUUAUGUGCAACCUGAUGCACGAAGAGGAAUAGAUAGAUAGAAUCAUGGUUAUACAGAAAUUAAUGGCACAGCAAAUAUGAUAAGUUUUCAGAUUGUUAUUUCUAACAAUUUAGUUCUAAUUAAUAUCUCAAAAUGUUUGCUGAAAGAAUAUAGAAUUUUAACCAUAUUUGUAAAAUAGUCAAAGUGGUAGAUUAAGUAUAAAACAAACAUUUCAUAUUUGAAAUGAGCUUAUGUUUCUUUGAAGUGAAAGACCUGGGGGCUGGGGCUAGUUACCCUCUGUUACCCCGCAUAUUGUCCUCACGAUGAGAUAACCAUUGUUGCUGACAUUGCAUAAAACUCAAUUAACCUGUUAUAGAUAAGAAAUCCUGACAUUAAACUAGUUAAAUUUUAAACUAGGUAUGCAUAUUGCAAGUCCACAUGGACAAAGAUGUCUCAUAUAUCUUUUGUUCAAACAUUUGCAAAUAUCCAUGCAAGUGUAUGAUGCAGAUUUAUUCUAAAUGUAUGCUAAUACCACAUUGUACCAAACAACAGUUUCUGUGGUAAUUGGCAUUGCCUUUUAACUUACUUUAGAAUUGGAAGAGAAGUGUAACAUAUGUAUGAUAUGUCAGUGCAGGAUUUUUAGGAAAUACAAAACAUACUUUUGUAUGUUGUGCAUAUCUGUUUGUGCAUGAUGUUCAUCAGGAUAUAAAAAAAAUUGCAUCAGUUUCUUGUUGCAAAUUAAGAAAUCCACGGGAAGAAUUAUUUUUUGUUUUUAUAAGUAAGUGACGUCCAGAUCUUCAAUGACCUUUAUUGUGUGCUUCAAAAAUAAAAAUUCAUCAGCCACUUU
This is a messenger RNA of Pomacea canaliculata, 3871 nucleotides long. RefSeq names its product copper homeostasis protein cutC homolog. The record is from RefSeq and is a predicted model, not a curated record. The coding region runs from base 61 to 810 and encodes 249 amino acids. The transcript is spliced from 8 exons. Lineage: Eukaryota; Metazoa; Mollusca; Gastropoda; Architaenioglossa; Ampullariidae. Gene Ontology annotation, molecular function: copper ion binding.